Molecule: messenger RNA, 1237 nt
Organism: Aedes aegypti (yellow fever mosquito)
Lineage: Eukaryota; Metazoa; Arthropoda; Insecta; Diptera; Culicidae
Product: zinc metalloproteinase nas-14
Exons: 4
Coding region: 230-988 (252 amino acids)
Biological process (GO): proteolysis
Molecular function (GO): zinc ion binding; metalloendopeptidase activity
Source: RefSeq, a predicted model, not a curated record
UUAUUAGUCGAUCAAACACUUUAGUGAACAUAUUAGGAGUUGCAAAACGCUUCAGAUCACCCUAGCAGAAAGACGUCUCGCGUCAACGUAUGCAUUUCUAGUCACACGAUCACGCUCGAGAUCAGAUUGAAUUCGCAGAAUUCACUGUACCGACCGCUUGAAUGAGUAUAAAAGUGCCAGACCAUCUGUGAUAGCGUAUCAAAAGACUAGACUAGACACAAGUGACAAGAUGAAGCUCUUCGCUAUGAUCACCUUGUUGGCGCUGGCGGGACUCGAAGGACUUCCAGUUGAUACGAAACAUUAUGACUACAAUUGUGAAACUAGAACCGGAAACUACGAAGGCGACAUAGUGCUAACGGAGCGGCAAGGAGAAAUAGUCAUUUCCGGAAGGGACCCAGUGGUGACGGAUGUGGAUAAAUGGGCUAACAAUGUGGUCCCUUAUGUUAUUGAAGCCGAAACCUUGACAUCUGAGAACGCCAAACUGAUUCGAGAAGCUAUGACCAAGAUCGAAGACGAGAGCACUGUCCGGUUUGUCCCGAGGAAGCAAGAUCGAGACUAUCUGGUCAUUUCCGGCGAAACAAGUGGAUGUUGGUCAACGUUGGGUCGAAAUCGAGGCCUUAACCGCAUGAACAUCUCGCCUAGCGAAUGCAUGUUGGAAGGAGCUAUCGUUCAUCAACUGCUGCACGUUCUCGGUUUUGGACACGUGACCAAUCAGCAGGAUCGAGACUACUAUUUGGAUAUCGUUUGGGAUAACGUUCGACCGGAACACGCGCAGAGUCUGAAACUGCACGAGGGGCGUAUCUUGCCAAAUUAUGGCAUGCCGUUCGACAUGGAAAGCAUUAUGCACUUUGGACAAAACCAUUUCAGUCGAGACGGAGCGGACACGAUCAUCCCGAAGAAUAAGGAUCACACUAUUGGACAGCGACAAACGAUGAGUUUCAAGGAUGUUCGUAAAUUAAAUAUUAUGUAUCCUUGUGGGUACUGUUAGGUUAGUCUUCAGUUCAGAAAUUUGAUAACUGCUUAUUUAUUAUGUAACACUGUUAUAGUGAGCAAUGACAAUGACUUGAUGUAUAUAAAUAUGUACUCCCAAGUAACAUUUUCAUCUGAGCAACAGUGUAUUCAGCAAAAAUAUACUCAUUUGAGCCGAUUAAGCUGUUACACGGCUGCAAAUGUUACUUAACAGCCCAAGUACCGUAAACUAUGGAAAUAAAACAAUUCGUGCCAUUUAAACCGUAAA